UUCUAACUACUUGCAGACUAUCCUCACAACUCAACAUCCCUGAGUUCAAGAUAAUACACAAAAAAAGAUAAAGAGCUUUCCUUAAAAAAAAAAAUGGCUUCAUCAUCUGCUUAUCACUUUGUAAUCUCACAAAACAGGAAAAAUCUGACAUCCUUUUGUAAUUCAUCAUUAAUCAAGAAUUACCCUCUUUUACCUUUCACCUCUAAAUUACCCCUGCAUCCUACCAAUAAACUCACUGUUUGUUCAGUUGCUAAAAUCAUCCCGCCGCAGGUUGAGCUUGAUCAACAACAAAGCAGCAGUUUCACUCUAUCUUCUCCCAACUCCAGUUGGACAGAAUUCGCUGACAGAGUUUCGGGGGAGUGGGAUGGGUUUGGAGCAGAUUUCACAACUGAAGGAAAACCAAUUGAACUUCCUGAAUCAGUAGUUCCAGAAGCAUAUAGAGAAUGGGAAGUUGAGGUCUUUGAUUGGCAAACUCAAUGUCCUACAUUAGCCGACCCAAAAAGCUUACGACUUUCCUACAGGUCUGUAAAACUACUUCCUACAGUAGGCUGUGAGGCCGAUGCAGCAACAGUACAUAGCAGUGAUGAGAGAAUCAUAGAAAACAGCAAUAAUACUAGUAUCUUAGCCUUUGCGUUUCAGAACACUGGUUGUUAUGUAGCACUUUGGUCAGUUUUUGAGAAUGAAGUUUACAAAGUGUUGGAGUUGGAGCAUUGUUUGAUUGACCCUCGCGAUAAGGAGUCAAGAGUUAGGGUGAUUCAGACACUCCGUAUUGAAGGUUCAAUGGUGAAACUGCAGAAAGUGAAAGUGUUCUGUGAGCUAUGGUAUGGACCAUUCAGAAAUGGAGAUCAGUUGGGUGGUUGUGCUAUACGCGAUUCUGGAUUCGCGACUACACCUGUUUUGAAUGCUUCUGAUGUUACAGGUGUAUGGCAGAGUCAAGAUGCUGUUGUUAGCUACCAGAGUUCUCAAAAUAAACCUUUGCAAGAACUUACAGGAAGAGGUACACAGAAAGUUGUCAGAAACGAGCAUGAUCUAAUACUGUUGCCGCGAAAACUAUGGUGCUCGGUUAAGGAAAGUGGGAAAGAUGAAACUUGUGGUGAGGUAGGAUGGUUACUAGAUCCUGGAUUUGCUAUUUCAUCAAGAUGCAUUUUCUCAAGUGAUGGCAAGUUGAAGGAAAUAACAGUAGGGCAUCAGACUACAGCUAUGAAUUGAAUUCGGCAUACCGCACAUGAAUCGUCGAAUAUAUGCUUCUGUUCUUUCAAGCAUGCCAAAAGAGCGUUCAGUUUUGUUAAUAUACUACCAACUACCAAGUAUAUAUUUUAGCUGCAAAAUCCUCAAUUUUAUAACCCCUUUGAGGAACAAAUAGCCACAUUCCAAGGCCUGCACUUAGCUUUUUAUUGUUUUAAACUAUACAAUACAUACUUGCAUUAUUAAAUACUUUUAAGAAUAUCAA
Spinacia oleracea (spinach) is the source of this 1450-nucleotide messenger RNA. RefSeq lists its product as uncharacterized. The transcript is spliced from 4 exons. Lineage: Eukaryota; Viridiplantae; Streptophyta; Magnoliopsida; Caryophyllales; Amaranthaceae. The record is from RefSeq and is a predicted model, not a curated record. Bases 94 to 1209 code for a protein of 371 amino acids.